AGUCUGUGUGUGUGUCAAAUGUGAUGACCAAGCCGAAGUGCGGAGUUAUGGAGAGAGAGACGAAAGUAUAGAGAAAGUGGUCAGAAAAUGAAUAGUAUCUAGUCUGUAUGUAUGGAAUACAGUGUCAAUAUAGCUUGAAGAACGUGAAUAAACGGAGGUUCUUCCCACGGCACACGAACGCCUCGUUUCCAUCCUUUUCCCCCUCGAAAUGUCUGGGCAGCUGGUUACCGGCUGACAACGAGCCAAGUCAGAAACCACCGGUGUGUAUUUGAAACUAUGGUUUCGGUACCGAGAUACCGUUAAUAGUAAAAAGGUAACACUGUGGAUUUACAUCAACUUCUCUCCCUUCCUGUUCUCUGUGGGGACUUCCUGUCAGAAGUUACUUUCACUUUGUUCCCGUUGUGACGCAGAAGUUUUCCUCCUCGUGUAUUAGGAUGCAGCACGAGAGACCUGAACCUGGACCUGAACCUGGACCUGAACCUGGACCUGAACCUGAAGAUGGACCUGGAUCCAGCUGUGCGUCCAUAAAGAGUGACUGGUCUAUGGAUAAUCCUUUUAACUUUAAAUCUGGACGUCCUGCAGAGGGAAGAGUUCUGCCGGAGUUCUUAGAGGUUCCCAGUGAUCAGUCUCCCCCGAAGCAUCACACAGACCUGGACUCCAUAUUUAUGCUGCUGGAGGAGAACAUCGUCACUUUUGUGAAGAACGAGCUGAAGAAGAUACAGAAGGCUCUGAGUUCAGAUUACCCAGAAGGCUUAGAGAGUCAGAGGGAGGAUGAGGAGGUGUUGGACGAUGAGGAUGAAGAGCAGAGGAGGAGCAGAGAGGCAUUUCUGAACAUCACACUGCACUUCCUGAGGAGCAUGAAGCAGGAGGAGCUGGCUUACCGUCUGCAGAGCAGAACUCCUGCUGCAGUGUGCAGUAAACUCAAAUCCACCCUAAAGGAGAAGUUCCAGUGUGUGUUUGAGGGCAUUGCUAAAGCAGGAAACCCAACCCUCCUGAACCAGAUCUACACAGAGCUCUACAUCACAGAGGGGGGGUCUGCAGAGGUCAACAAGGAACAUGAGGUCAGACAGAUUGAAAAAGCAUCCAGGAAACCAAACAGACCAGAAACAACCAUCAGACAAGAAGACCUCUUUAAAGCCUCACCUGGAAGAGAUGCACCAAUCAGAGUGAUGACAAAGGGAGUGGCUGGCAUUGGGAAAACAUUCUUAACACAGAAGUUCACUCUGGACUGGGCUGAAGGCAAAGCCAACCAGGACUUCCAGUUCAUAUUUCCAUUCACCUUCAGAGAGCUGAACGUGGUGAGAGAGAACAAGUACAGCUUGGUGGAACUUGUUCAUCACUUCUUCACUGAAACCAGAGACGCAGGAAUCUGCAGCUUUGAUCAGUUCCCGGUUGUGUUCAUCUUUGACGGUCUGGAUGAGUGUCGACCUCCUCUGGACUUCCACAACACUGAGAUCCUGACUGAUGUCACAGAGUCCACCUCAGUGGAUGUGCUGCUGACAAACCUCAUCAGGGGAAAGCUGCUUCCCUCUGCUCGCCUCUGGAUAACCACACGACCUGCAGCAGCCAAUCAGAUCCCUCCUGAGUGUGUGGACAUGGUGACAGAGGUCAGAGGGUUCACUGACCCACAGAAGGAGGAUUACUUCAGGAAGAGAUUCAGAGUUCAGAAGCAGGCCGGCACCAUCAUCUCCCACAUCAAGAGAUCACGAAGCCUCCACAUCAUGUGCCACAUCCCAGUCUUCUGCUGGAUCUCUGCUACAGUUCUGGAGGAGGUGUUGAAAACCGGAGAGGGAGGAGAGCUGCCCAAGACCCUGACUGAGAUGUACAUCCACUUCCUGGUGGUUCAGUCCAAAGUGAAGAACAUCAAGUAUGAUGGAGGAGCUGAGACAGAUUCACACUGGAGUCCAGAGAGCACGGAGAUGAUGGAGUCUCUGGGAAAACUGGCUUUUGAGCAGCUGCUGAAAGGCAACCUGAUCUUCUAUGAGUCCGACCUGACAGAGUGCGGCAUCGAUAUCACAGCAGCCUCAGUGUACUCAGGAGUGUUCACACAGGUCUUUAGAGAGGAGAGAGGACUGUACCAUGACAAGGUGUUCUGCUUCAUCCAUCUGAGUAUUCAGGAGUUUCUGGCUGCUCUUCAUGUCCAUCUGACCUUCAUCACCUCUGGAGUCAACCUGCUGUCAGAAGAACCAACAACCUCCCAGCAGUGUGAGGUCAAACCUAAACUAACAUAUUUCUACCAGAGUGCUGUGGACCAGGCCUUACAGAGUCCAAACGGACACCUGGACUUGUUCCUUCGCUUCCUCCUGGGUCUUUCUCUGCAGACCAAUCAGAAACUCCUACUUGGUCUGCUGACACAGACAGAAAGUAGCGCAGAGAUCAACCAGGAUACAGUCCAGUACAUCAAGAAGAACAUUGAAGAGGAUCUGUCUCCAGAGAGAAGCAUCAACCUGUUCCACUGUCUGAAUGAACUGAAUGAUUGUUUUCUAGUGGAGCAGAUCCAACAGUACCUGAGUUCAGGACGUCUCUCUGAAGAAAAACUGUCUCCUGCUCAGUGGUCAGCUCUGGUCUUCAUCUUACUGUCAUCAGGAAAAGAUCUGGAGGUGUUUGACCUGCAGAAAUACUGUGCUUCAGAGGAGGCUCUUCUGGGGCUGCUGCCAGUGGUCAAAGCCUCCAACAAAGCUAUACUGAGUGGCUGUAACCUGUCAGAGAGAAGCUGUGAAGCUCUGUCCUCGGUCCUCAGCUCCCAGUCCUCUAGUCUGAGAGAGCUGGACCUGAGUACCAACGACCUGCAGGAUUCAGGAGUGAAGCUCCUGUCUGCUGGACUGGAGAGUCCACACUGUGAACUGCAGACUCUCAGUCUGGCAGGCUGUCUGGUCACAGAGGAAGGCUGUGUUUCUCUGGCUUCAGCUCUGAGCUCCAACCCCUCCCAUAUGAGAGAGCUGGACCUGAGCUACAAUUAUCCAGGAGACUCAGGAGAGCAGCUGCUGUCUGCUGGAUGUGAGGAUCCAGACUGGAGACUGGAGACACUCAGGAUGGACCAUGGUGGACUGCAGUGGUUGAAACCUGGCCUGAGGAAGUAUGCCUGUGAACUGGAGCUGGACACAAACACAGUACACAGGACACUCAAACUGUCUGACAACAACAGGACGGUGACACAUGUGGAGGAGGAGCACUCAUAUCCUGAUCAUCCAGAGAGAUUUGGCUACUGGCCUGAGCUGAUGGGUAGAGAAGCUCUGACUGGUCGCUGUUACUGGGAGGUCAAGUGGAGCGGAAGGGUUGAUAUAGCAGUGACUUACAGAGGAAUCAGCAGGAAAGGAGUCAGUGAGGACUGUGCGUUUGGAAGGAAUGAUCAGUCCUGGAGUCUGAGAUGCUCUGAUGAUGGUCGUCACUAUGUCUGGCACAAUAACAGCAUAACAACCAUCACCUCCUCCUCCUCCUCCUCCUUCUCAUCCUCAUCCUCCUCAUCCUCCUCCUCCCCCCCGUCCUCUGGAAGAGUAGCAGUGUAUGUGGAUUAUCCUGCUGGCUCUCUCUCCUUCUACAGAAUCUCCUCUGACACACUGAUCCACAUCCACACCUUCAGAACCACAUUCACUGAACCUCUCUAUGCUGGGUUUACGCUCCCUUCUGAUGGUUGCUCAGUGGCUCUGGUUCCUCUGCAGGUCUGAGAGCAGCCGCGGCGUUAUGGGUAGGGAUGGGUACCAAGCCCCGGUAUUAAACGGGCCCCGGAGCUGAAUUAUUAAAGACCGUGGUACCGUUAAGCUCCGACGUUAUCUGUCUUUUUAUCGGUAAGGGAGACAUCUAAUAUAUCUCAUAUGCAGGGGCGGAUCUACGGGGGGCAAGGGGGGCAGCUGCCCCCCCCCCCCCCACUGUAGAGCUUUGCCCCCCAGCUG
Molecule: messenger RNA, 3890 nt
Organism: Gymnodraco acuticeps
Lineage: Eukaryota; Metazoa; Chordata; Actinopteri; Perciformes; Bathydraconidae
Product: NLR family CARD domain-containing protein 3-like
Exons: 9
Coding region: 435-3665 (1076 amino acids)
Molecular function (GO): protein binding
Source: RefSeq, a predicted model, not a curated record